Oryctolagus cuniculus (rabbit) is the source of this 3290-nucleotide messenger RNA. RefSeq names its product actinin alpha 1 (gene ACTN1). Gene Ontology annotation, molecular function: calcium ion binding; protein binding. NCBI's taxonomy places the organism in Eukaryota, Metazoa, Chordata, Mammalia, Lagomorpha, Leporidae. The record is from RefSeq and is a predicted model, not a curated record.
AGUGUGUCCGCCUUGCUCAGUGUGCGUGGGGAUUUGGUCCGAGCGCCCGCGCCCAGGCAGGCAGGCAGGCAGCCCGCGGGCUCCGGAGAUCCAGCCGCCGCCGUCGCCGCCAGCAGCAGCACCCUCCGUGAGCAGCGCCGCGGGAGAUCCGGGCGCAGGGGAGCCAGCCCAGCCCAGAGCCCGGCCAGACGUCCUCUCCACGCCGGGGCAGCCGCCGCCGCCUGGGUCCCCCGGGGAAGAAGGUGGAGGAAGAACUCCAGCCCCUAGCACGCGCGCACCAUCACCAUGGACCACUAUGAUUCCCAGCAGACCAACGACUACAUGCAGCCGGAGGAAGACUGGGACCGGGACCUGCUAUUGGACCCGGCCUGGGAGAAGCAGCAGAGAAAGACGUUCACGGCAUGGUGCAACUCCCACCUCCGGAAGGCGGGCACGCAGAUCGAGAACAUCGAGGAGGACUUUCGGGACGGCCUGAAGCUCAUGCUGCUGCUGGAGGUCAUCUCAGGCGAACGCUUGGCCAAGCCGGAGAGAGGCAAGAUGAGGGUGCACAAGAUCUCCAACGUCAACAAGGCCCUGGAUUUCAUAGCCAGCAAAGGCGUCAAGUUGGUGUCCAUCGGCGCCGAAGAGAUCGUGGACGGGAACGUGAAGAUGACCCUGGGCAUGAUCUGGACCAUCAUCCUGCGCUUCGCCAUCCAGGACAUCUCGGUGGAAGAGACAUCAGCCAAGGAAGGGCUGCUCUUGUGGUGUCAGAGGAAGACGGCCCCUUACAAGAAUGUCAACAUCCAAAACUUCCAUAUAAGCUGGAAGGACGGCCUCGGCUUCUGUGCCUUGAUCCACCGACACCGGCCUGAGCUGAUCGACUACGGCAAGCUGCGCAAGGACGACCCCCUCACGAAUCUGAACACGGCCUUUGAUGUGGCAGAGAAGUACCUGGACAUCCCCAAGAUGCUGGAUGCCGAAGACAUCGUCGGAACCGCCCGGCCCGAUGAGAAGGCUAUCAUGACUUACGUGUCCAGCUUCUACCACGCCUUCUCUGGAGCCCAGAAGGCGGAGACAGCAGCCAACCGCAUCUGCAAGGUGUUGGCCGUCAACCAGGAGAACGAGCAGCUGAUGGAAGAUUACGAGAAGCUGGCCAGCGAUCUGCUGGAGUGGAUCCGCCGCACCAUCCCGUGGCUGGAGAACCGGCUGCCCGAGAACACCAUGCACGCCAUGCAGCAGAAGCUGGAGGACUUCCGGGACUACCGGCGGCUGCACAAGCCGCCCAAGGUGCAGGAGAAGUGCCAGCUGGAGAUCAACUUCAACACGCUGCAGACCAAGCUGCGCCUCAGCAACCGGCCCGCCUUCAUGCCCUCCGAGGGCAGGAUGGUGUCGGACAUCAACAACGCCUGGGGCUGCCUGGAGCAGGCCGAGAAGGGCUAUGAGGAGUGGCUGCUGAACGAGAUCCGCAGGCUGGAGCGGCUGGACCACCUGGCGGAGAAGUUCCGGCAGAAGGCCUCCAUCCACGAGGCCUGGACCGACGGCAAAGAGGCCAUGCUGCGGCAGAAGGACUACGAGACGGCCACGCUGUCGGAGAUCAAGGCCCUGCUCAAGAAGCACGAGGCCUUCGAGAGCGACCUGGCUGCCCACCAGGACCGUGUGGAGCAGAUCGCCGCCAUCGCGCAGGAGCUCAAUGAGCUGGACUAUUACGACUCACCCAGUGUCAAUUCCCGUUGCCAAAAGAUCUGUGACCAGUGGGACAAUCUGGGGGCCCUAACCCAGAAGCGGAGGGAAGCUCUGGAGCGCACGGAGAAGCUGCUGGAGACCAUUGACCAGCUGUACCUGGAGUAUGCCAAGCGGGCCGCCCCCUUCAACAACUGGAUGGAGGGCGCCAUGGAGGACCUGCAGGACACCUUCAUCGUGCACACCAUCGAGGAGAUCCAGGGACUGACCACAGCCCACGAGCAGUUCAAGGCCACCCUCCCCGAUGCCGACAAGGAGCGCCUGGCCAUCCUGGGCAUCCACAACGAGGUGUCCAAGAUUGUCCAGACCUACCACGUCAACAUGGCCGGCACCAACCCCUACACAACCAUCACGCCUCAGGAGAUCAAUGGCAAAUGGGACCAUGUGCGGCAGCUGGUGCCACGGCGGGACCAGGCUCUGACAGAGGAGCACGCACGCCAGCAGCACAAUGAGAGGCUACGCAAGCAGUUUGGGGCGCAGGCCAACGUCAUCGGGCCCUGGAUCCAGACCAAGAUGGAGGAGAUCGGAAGGAUCUCCAUCGAGAUGCACGGGACCCUGGAGGACCAGCUCAGCCACCUGCGGCAGUACGAGAAGAGCAUCGUCAACUACAAGCCCAAGAUCGACCAGCUGGAGGGCGACCACCAGCUCAUCCAGGAGGCGCUCAUCUUCGACAACAAGCACACCAACUACACCAUGGAGCACAUCCGUGUGGGCUGGGAGCAGCUGCUCACCACCAUUGCCAGAACCAUCAAUGAGGUGGAGAACCAGAUCCUGACCCGCGACGCCAAAGGCAUCAGCCAGGAGCAGAUGAACGAGUUCCGGGCCUCCUUCAACCACUUCGAUCGGGAUCACUCCGGCACGCUGGGUCCCGAGGAGUUCAAAGCCUGCCUCAUCAGCUUGGGCUAUGAUAUUGGCAACGACCCCCAGAAGAAGACAGGCAUGAUGGACACGGAUGAUUUCCGCGCCUGCCUGAUCUCCAUGGGUUACAACAUGGGAGAGGCAGAAUUUGCCCGCAUCAUGAGCAUCGUGGACCCCAACCGCCUCGGGGUAGUGACCUUCCAGGCCUUCAUCGACUUCAUGUCCCGGGAGACGGCAGACACCGAUACGGCGGACCAAGUCAUGGCUUCUUUCAAGAUUCUGGCUGGGGACAAGAACUACAUCACGGUGGAUGAGCUGCGCCGCGAGCUGCCGCCCGACCAGGCCGAGUACUGCAUCGCACGCAUGGCCCCCUACACGGGCCCUGAUGCCGUGCCCGGUGCCCUGGACUACAUGUCCUUCUCCACGGCGCUGUAUGGGGAGAGCGACCUCUGAUCCGCCCUCUCCCGCCCGCCCCGCCGCCCUCGCCCCGCCCUCGCCCGCGCCGCCGCUGCCCCCCAUCCCCUGCCCAGGGCAUGGUGUCGCCUCCCAGCCUCCGACCGACCGUGUGAGCCGGGACCCACGUGGCACCAAGCCUCCCAGCCCACAAAGUGACAGUUUACAAAAUUAUUUUCUGCAAAAAAGAAAAAAAAAAGAAAAAAAAGAAAAAAAAUUAUGUUAAAAAAAGUAAAAAAAAAAGCCAAAAAACAAAAAAA